CCUAGAUCGUGAAGCGCCACAUUACGUAGUGGGCGCAGCGCAAAACGUGGAGAUUAACAUAAACAAAUCAAUGGGGACCCAUAAUUUAUAAAUUAACAAAGCCCUUCGCCGGCCAAAUUCGGAUUUCAACGCCUUAUAAAUUUUUCAGAAAUCUUCAAUUUCGAGAAAAUUUUCAUAUCAUUUAUCAGUUAUAUAUGUUUCCGCUUGAUUUUGAUUAAAAUAUAAACAAGAAAGGCUGGUGAUCCUGUCUGUUUAUAUUAAGCUACGACGAAUCAGGUUUUUGUGUAUUUGGCUUCAUUCAAAGGUGCUCUUAACACAAUUCCGGUUUGUAGAGGUAAUUGACAAUGGGAGGUGUACAGGGUAAGAGUGAAUCUCCUAAUGCUUCAAUACCAGAGACAAAGCUCGAGGCCAAAGUGAUCGAGGCAAUGAAGAGGAGAGAAACUAAUGGGAGUUCCUUGAAAUCGUUUAACAGCAUUAUCUUAAAAUUUCCCAAAAUUGAUGAGAGCUUUAGAAAAUGCAAAGCUACAUUCGAAAAGUUUGAUGAGGAUGGAAGUGGUGCGAUAGACCCGCAAGAGCUGAAGCACUGUUUCUGCGAAUUGGAAAUUAAUUUCACAGAUGAAGAAAUCAAUGAUCUUUUCGAAGCAUGUGAUAUUAAUGAGGACAAGGGAAUGAAUUUCAAUGAAUUUAUCGUCCUUCUUUGCCUUGUCUACCUUCUGAAAGAUGAUCCUACUGCCUCACAUGCUAAAUCUCGAAUUGGAAUGCCAAAUCUUGAAGCUACUUUUGAAACAUUAGUUGAUGCAUUUGUGUUUUUGGACAAGAACAAGGAUGGUUACGUUAGCAAGAAUGAGAUGGUUGUAGCCAUAAAUGAAACUACUUCAGGAGAACGAUCUUCUGGGAGAAUAGCCCUGAAAAGAUUUGAAGAAAUGGACUGGGAUAAAAAUGGAAUGGUGAACUUCAAGGAGUUUCUUUUUGCUUUUACGCGUUGGGUUGGAAUUGAAGAUGCUGAGGAUGACGCUGAGGAAGAUGAUGUCUGAUCCAAGAUUUUCAAGUCAGAUUCUUCCGUAGCGGAACAGCUUGUUGCCUAGCCAAUAAUAUAUGGUAGUUUGACAUGAACACGGUAUCAGACUCAUGGUUUUAAGAUUUUGUUCUGUAAAUAGACUGCAGAUGAAAACCCAACUGGAUAAACAUUCAAUAAGAUGAAAUGCCACGUAUCUGCUGCAUUGUUAGGCUGUUUCCUGCAGCAAAGGUGCAUUUUUCAUGAUUUCUUUAAUAGAUGGAUAAUAGAAAUUUGAACGUUUACUUGUGAGAAAA
This is a messenger RNA of Olea europaea var. sylvestris, 1311 nucleotides long. RefSeq names its product probable calcium-binding protein CML21. The transcript has 5 exons. The record is from RefSeq and is a predicted model, not a curated record. Gene Ontology annotation, molecular function: calcium ion binding. Bases 345 to 1034 code for a protein of 229 amino acids. NCBI's taxonomy places the organism in Eukaryota, Viridiplantae, Streptophyta, Magnoliopsida, Lamiales, Oleaceae.